Molecule: messenger RNA, 1422 nt
Organism: Polychytrium aggregatum
Lineage: Eukaryota; Fungi; Chytridiomycota; Chytridiomycetes; Polychytriales
Exons: 2
Coding region: 1-1422 (473 amino acids)
Source: RefSeq, a predicted model, not a curated record
AUGCCCGGGAUCUGGGUCUACAACUUUCUCCAGCUGUUUGUGAUUGCCUGUGCCCUGCUCGCCCACCACGCCAGCACCCGCAUCUCCGACAUCAUCCGGCUCUCGAUCACUGCAAGUGAACUUGUCCGCGGCAAAAUCACGCUCGCCGAAACGGCCGACUUUUGGGUCAAGGGAACGAAGAGCCCUGGCUACAGCAUCAUCCAGAUCAGCAACGUUAUCGAAGUUGUCUCGGAGCUGAUCCUGAUUGGAUGCAGUAUCUCGUUCGUGUGGGACGCCACCGAGACCUUCCUGCUCCAGGGAACAUGCAAUCCGCCAAACUAUAUCGGCUCGGUUCUGUCGCCCAACAUUGCCAUCCAGCAGUUCAUCCAGGGCGACGCCGACUUUGCGACCAUCUACAACUACGGACUGCCGCUGUCGGACGGCAUCAUCGGCGCCUGGGCCGGCUGGCCAAUGAACAAUCCGAUGGACUCGUUCACGAUCGAAGGCCAGGGACCAGUCUACAUCAUCCAGGCCGAGUGCGACGACGGACAGCCGCAGCCCUCGAUCAACACCAACGGCGCCUCCAACAUCGUCAGCUCGGUCCUCUCGUCCAACGGCCGCGAAUUCAUGCUCGAGAUGAGCGUCACGCUCCCGGCAGGAAGUGUCUUUGACGACAUUGCCCAGACCGUCGUCAACUCGACCUUCCAGCAAGAGUGCGUUGUGUUUGUCCAGGUCGGAGUCGGAGUCAUCCAGUACAGCUUUGUGUCGGACCAGUGGUCGGCAGUAACGGGCGGUCGACUGGUGGCAGCAUCGAGUCCCUCGAGGUCGUUCUCGGUGGCCUAUCCGACAUCGCCGUCGAGCUUUGCCCGGACGGCCCAGCUGGCCUUCCGCGAGACCACCGACAGCUACGGAGUGCUGCCGCUGAUCCGCCAGAGCGUCUUCCAGUCGGUCCUCAACGCCAGCUACUACCCAUCCCAAGGCGCCACCUUCUGCAACUACCUCUCGUGGGCAACCUAUCCCGACGGAUACUACCACACCGAGGCCAUGUAUCGGGGCCUGGCAGCUGGGAUCGGGUCGUCGGCGCACUAUGCCAUCAUGCAGUACAAUCCGUCGCUGACGAUUGCCGAGAUCAUCUACUGGGCGACGAUGCGGGCGACCAAGAAGACGCCUGGAUUCACGGAGGCCCGCCGAGCGCUCCAGCAUCCGAUGCGAUUUGCUCUUGAUACCGCCCACACUCUGUCUCGGUUCCAGACAUCCAGUCCCGACGACUACUGCAACGUCACGACACGCAAAUCGGUCCGGGCCAUCGGCAACCGGAUAGUGCGGUACGGCGAGGACAUCAAUACGUGCGAGAACGAGAUCGGGCACCUCCAGAUCGGCGAGGCCGGGUUCAUCUCGACGGUCAAGGAGGACAAAAUGUACGGCAGCUUCACGCCAACGUAG